Molecule: messenger RNA, 1344 nt
Organism: Phlebotomus argentipes
Lineage: Eukaryota; Metazoa; Arthropoda; Insecta; Diptera; Psychodidae
Product: cyclin-dependent kinase-like 4
Exons: 6
Coding region: 140-1258 (372 amino acids)
Biological process (GO): protein phosphorylation
Cellular component (GO): nucleus
Molecular function (GO): ATP binding; cyclin-dependent protein serine/threonine kinase activity
Source: RefSeq, a predicted model, not a curated record
GGACCGUUGCCAGGUCUACAAGCAAUAACAACAAGAAGGAAAAGGUGUUUUCACUUCAUUUCACCCUUUGAGUUCGUGUAGUGAAGCAGAAAGUCACGGAGGACGGCUAAAGAGUUAAAUUUCUCCCCUCGUUCAAUUAAUGGACAAAUGGUUUGGCGAGAAACGGUUGUGGCUGUUUGGUAAUCAUUUGCCGCUUCUGCCGAGAAGGUCGCGAGGGAGUAGCCGCAUGGAUCGAUACGAGAAGCUGUCCCGCCUCGGCGAGGGCUCCUAUGGCAUCGUGUACAAGUGCCGAGACCGCGAGUCUGGCGAGCUGGUGGCUGUGAAGAAGUUCGUGGAGUCCGAAGAUGAUCCGGCCAUCAGGAAGAUUGCUCUGCGAGAGAUUCGUCUGCUGAAGAACCUCAAGCAUCCAAAUCUCGUGUGUCUGUUGGAGGUGUUCCGGCGGAAGAGGCGUCUCCACUUGGUCUUUGAAUUCUGCGAGCACACAGUCCUCCACGAACUCGAGCGACAUCCCCAGGGAUGCCCAGACAACCUCACGAAGCAGAUCACGUACCAGACACUCCUGGGCGUGGCGUACUGCCACCGCCAGGGCUGCCUUCAUCGCGACAUCAAACCAGAGAACAUCCUGCUGACGGCACAGGGCCAGGUGAAGCUGUGCGACUUCGGCUUCGCCCGGAUGCUCACUCCCGGCGAGAACUACACGGACUAUGUGGCCACGCGAUGGUAUCGCGCCCCCGAACUCCUCGUGGGCGACACUCAGUACGGCACACCGGUGGACGUGUGGGCUGUGGGAUGCGUCUUCGCGGAGCUGGUGCGCGGCGAGGCGCUCUGGCCCGGACGCAGCGAUGUGGAUCAGUUGUACCUCAUCAGACGCACCCUGGGCGAUCUCCUGCCGCGUCACCUGACCAUCUUCAAUCAGAAUGACUUCUUCAAAGGCGUCACGUUGCCCGUGCCGCCCACAAUUGAGACCCUGGAGUCGAAGAUGCCGCCAAGAACCCUCCAGAAUCCCCUCAUGAUCGAUUUCCUCAAGAAAUGCCUGGACAAGGAUCCAGCGAAGCGAUGGAGUUGCGAGAAGCUAUCGUGCCAUGCCUAUUUUGAAGACUACGCGGCGAAGAUGGGAACAACCCUGGAGGCCAAAUCUCCUGCUCGGGAGAAGGUUAAGAGUUCGCUGCCCUCACUGUUGCCCGGUCCAAAUCCCGAAGUGCGAAUACCACAGAAAAAUGUGAUUUUGCGAUCUGAGCAACAUUUACCGACCAUUUAGCGAGACAGUGUAAUGAAGUUCACUAGCGAAAUUCUAUCGUCUCUCAAAUUUUCUAAAAAGAAACUAAUAAAAAAAAAGUGCUGCAA